UAGAUGGCGACACAAGCGACCCUGCUCUAUUGCGUUUGUUAGCUCUGGCUGUCAGAAGUAAUUUCGGAAAUUCUCGAUAUUUAUAGCAAAAAUGUAUUCAUUUAUGACUGUGGUGCAGUUAAAAAAUGAAUUGCGACAGAGAAAUGCAUCUGUAACUGGUAAAAAAGCUGAUUUGAUCGAAAGAUUGGAAGCGUAUGACCGAAACUUUAAUUUUGGUGCAGACCCUGGUCCUAGUGAAGAUCCUAGGUACGAGUGCCCGCCUGUGUCGUGCUUUAAGGAUAUUAAUGCCGAUUCGCCCAUUCCACCUUUAGAUAGGCACGAAAUUCAGGCAUAUUUUGAAAAAUUUAAUGCCCAGAAUAAAGGCAAAGAUAUGUACGAGUCUCGUUGCCUGCUAACCGCUAGAUAUGCUUCGGUCGGGGCGAGUACUUACUUUCAAGGGCAGUGUAAAGCCCAAAUGAAGAAAGUUACUUACAUAGUGAAUGUAAAAGUGUCUAAAGAAGGUAAUAUCGAACAGGCCAACUGCGAGUGUGCUGCUGGCAGUGGUAUUGAAGCUCAUUGCAAGCAUGUGUCUGUUUUAUUAUGUGCAGUGGAAGAUAUGUGCCGAACUAAGACCAUUAUGGUACAUCAAGUGACAACACAAAAGCUGAUGACGUUCAAAAGACCUCAUAAGGUAUUUUAUAGGUCGCCUAUUCAGGCACAAAAUUUACCAAUGAGCAGGCCAAGAAAACAAGCUGUAAAUUUUAACCCACUCAAGAGAGAGGAUAUGAUGGAGAAUUAUCAAGAUUAUGUCCACAAUUUGGCCAUCAGGAGAGCAGUAUGA
Messenger RNA from Cydia fagiglandana, 820 nucleotides. RefSeq lists its product as uncharacterized. The transcript is spliced from 2 exons. Gene Ontology annotation, molecular function: zinc ion binding. The record is from RefSeq and is a predicted model, not a curated record. NCBI's taxonomy places the organism in Eukaryota, Metazoa, Arthropoda, Insecta, Lepidoptera, Tortricidae. Bases 92 to 820 code for a protein of 242 amino acids.